Schizophyllum commune H4-8 is the source of this 1809-nucleotide messenger RNA. RefSeq names its product glycoside hydrolase family 30 protein. The coding region runs from base 1 to 1569 and encodes 522 amino acids. Lineage: Eukaryota; Fungi; Basidiomycota; Agaricomycetes; Agaricales; Schizophyllaceae. Gene Ontology annotation, biological process: glucosylceramide catabolic process. The transcript is spliced from 13 exons. Gene Ontology annotation, molecular function: glucosylceramidase activity. The record is from RefSeq and is a predicted model, not a curated record.
AUGAGGUGGACUAUCGCGUUGGGCGUCUUGGGCAUCGUGCGCUCGUCGUGUGCGCAGCAGAUAUGGGAUGUGUGGCAGACCAAGUGGGAUCGGACGGCUAUCUUCACGUCCGUGGGAUCCAACCCACCCAUAAACUUCAGCUCGCCAAGCGUCAUUGGGGACGCAGACAUCACCAUCAACGACGGGCAGGUCUACCAAUCGAUCUACGGCUUCGGGGGCUCGCUCACUGAUUCUUCCGCGCUGAUCUUGAACAAUCUCAAGUCCCAGAACAGUGGCAGCUACAACAAGUUGCUGCGAUAUUUGUUCGACCCGACUGAUGGUGCGAACGCGGCGGGACUGAGCUACGUCAGAGUACCGCUGGGCGCGUCUGAUUUCUCCGCAAAGAUCUACAAUCUGGACGACGUGCAUGGCGACACCUCAUUCGACAACUUCAACAUCGACAAGGCGCCCUCGUACUUGUUCUCGGUCCUUCAGGACAUCCAAGCUGUCAACAGCAACAUCAAAGUCCACCUCGUUCCCUGGUCGCCUCCGGGCUGGAUGAAGGACAGCGGCACGAUGAAGGGCGGGUCGCUGCAGAGCCAGUACCUCACCGCCUAUGCGACGUACCUCCUCAAGGGCCUCCAGGGCUUCAAGAACAAGGGCAUCAACCUACACGCAAUCUCCAUCCAGAACGAGCCGCAGAACAACAACCCAACCUACCCUACGUCGACCUUGACCCCUGCGCAGGAAGCGAAGAUCGGUAAGGCGUUGCGGAAGCUCAUGGACAACAACGGCUUCUCGAACGUCGAGCUUGUUGGUUACGAGCACAACUGGGACGACGCAUCGGCGUACCCGGUCACUCUGAUCAACGAUGCGCCAAACGCGUUUGCGGGUGUGGCCUUCCACUGCUAUGCAGGCAACGUAGCUCAGAUGGAUGACUUCCAUAACGCGCAUUCAGACAAGGAAAUCUACUUCACCGAAUGCGCAGGGACGAUCGGUAGUGACUGGUGGAGCGACAUCAAGUGGUACUCGGACAACAUCUUCAUCGGCGGCGUCAACCACAACGCAGUGUCUGGCCUCAUGUGGAACAUCGCGCUCGACGGCAAUGGCGAGCCCAAGCUCCCCGGGACGAACAGCUGUGGCGGGUCCGGCUGCCGUGCGAUCGUCACGGUCAACUCGGACGGCUCGUGGAGUCCUAACCAGGAGUUCUACUCCAUGGCCCAUGUAUCGAAGGCGACCAUUCCCAAGGACGCCGGUGGCCCCAGCGGCAAGCGUAUUGGCGUGACGGUUGGUGGAGAUCUCAGCUGGGCUCUUGUGGUCACCGCCUUUGUGACCGAGCGCACCAGCUCUUCGGAUUGGCUGCGAUACUCGCUUGUCGUGCUCAACUGUAAGCAUGCCACUACGAUUGAGUUCCGCGGUCAGCAGGCCACGUACACCUUCCCCGUCGGCGUCACGACGCUCUGGUGGUACGCUCCCGCCAAUUCAGCGAAGGAGACGGACGAGGAGAUCCGCGUGGGCGAUACGACGACUCGGACCCGGGAGGAUUCCUUCGUCUAUGAAGGGCCGCAGAAGGCCUUCGGGUCCUUCUGAGCCAGAUCUCGGCGGUACUUGCCGGGGCUUCUGUGGCUCAACCUCGGGGAGGUUCGAGGAAUGUCGGUCUUUUCAGCAUUGCGAUACCCAUAUCGCGGGUCUGCGGGCGCGCGGGCUUGCAAGAUCUAUCUUCACGACGUCACGAUCCUCAUGAUGGUUUGCGCACAUUACCUAUAGUUUCUGAGUAGCACUAUUGUGGUCAGGUUCCGAUACGUAUCCGGAAUACCGAUGUUGUAUAUU